Messenger RNA from Dovyalis caffra, 1824 nucleotides. Lineage: Eukaryota; Viridiplantae; Streptophyta; Magnoliopsida; Malpighiales; Salicaceae. The record is from the annotation of a GenBank genome assembly.
AUGAGGGGCUAUUAUGGAAAGGUUCUAGAUGCAGAUCUGAAGAAACAAAAGCGGAAAAGGUUGAUACAUGUCAAAGAAAGCAUGGAUCGCGUUCUAAAAGCUGGAAGAACCUCCGGUUCCCUCAACCUCUCCAACCGCUCUCUGAGGGAAGUACCUGAUGAGGUCUACAAAAGUUUGGAUGCAGUUGCUGAAGGCGAAAAAUGGUGGGAGAAUGUGGAGCUACAAAAGCUGAUUUUGGCUCAUAAUAAUAUUGAGUCAGUAAAGGAAGACCUUAAGAAUUUAUCUCAACUAAUUGUGUUGAAUGUUAGCAAUAACAAGCUCUCUGCGCUUCCAGCCGCAGUAGGAGAGCUUCCUAUGCUUAAGCUAUUAGAUGCUUCUUUUAACCUGAUUCAGAAACUACCUGAUGAAAUCGGAUCAGCAACUUCUCUUGUCAAGUUUGAUUGUUCGGGAAAUCAGCUGAAGGAACUCCCGAGCUCACUAGGAAGAUGUUUGGAUUUAUCUGACUUGAAGGCAUCAAACAAUUCUAUCACCAGCUUGCCUGAAGAUCUAGCAAGAUGUUCAAAACUGACAAAAGUAGAUGUGGAGGGAAAUAAGUUGAAGGUGUUACCUGGGAAUUUGUUGGCAUCAUGGACCUUGCUUACCGAAUUUAAUGCAUCAAAAAACUUGCUGAGUGAUAUUCCAGACAACUUUCGAAGCCUUUCACGACUCAUCCGCCUUGACCUUCAUCAGAACACUUUAAUACUCAUCUGGCAUCUGGAACCUCUAAUUUUCAGGAACAACACACUGUCUACCUUACCUGCAGAAAUAGGGGCACUUUCUCGCUUAGGGACAUUGGAUCUUCACUCAAACCAGUUGAAGGAGUAUCCCGUGGAGGCAUGCAAAUUACAGCUUUCAAUGCUGGAUCUUUCGAAUAAUUCUUUGACUGGAUUGCCCCCUGAGCUUGGUAAGGUCAACACUCACAGCAUCUCGUUGGUUUCGGGACCCACAGCCACUUUAUUAAAGUUUCUUCGAAGUAGACUCUCUGAAGGAGAAGAUUCUAAAGCAACUACUUCAUCGAAGGAGGAUGUAAUUUCCAUGGCAGCUAGAUUGUCUGUUAGUUCAAAGGUCCAUGAUGUUAGGUCAUUGCUUUUGUCUGCCAGCUUUCUCUUCAAAGAGGGGAUUCUGGAGCUAUCUCUACAAGGGGUGGGUUUGACUGCUGUCCCAUCAGAAGUAUGGGAAUCAGGUGAAAUUGUAAAAGUUGAUCUAUCCAGGAAUUCUAUUCAAGAGCUGCCAUUUGAACUCUCCUCCUGUUCUUUGAUUUUAUCCAGAAACAAGAUUAAUGACUGGCCAGGUGCAAUUUUGAAAUCACUUCCCAAUCUGUCAUGUUUGAAGCUGGACAAUAAUGCACUUACACAGAUUUCGUCAGAUGGAUUUCAAGCUGUCCCUGCACUUCAGAUUCUGGAUCUAAGUGGCAAUCCAGCUUCAUUACUCAAUCAUCCAGCAUUUUCCAGCUUGCCUCAUUUGAAAGAGCUUCAUCUCAGAAAAGUUCAAUUAUGUGAAAUUCCAUCAGAUAUAUUCAACUUACAGCAACUUCAAAUCCUGAAUUUGAGCCAAAAUUCACUUCACUCAAUUCCAGAGGGGUUCAAAAAUCUUACCUCUCUCACUGAGCUUGACCUAUCUGACAAUGAUAUUUCAGCACUUCCUCCAGAGCUGGGUUUGCUUGAGCCAAGCCUCCAGGCCUUAAGACUUGAUGGAAAUCCAUUGAGAAGCAUCCGGAGAACAAUUUUGGAUAGGGGAACUAAAGCAGUCCUGAAAUAUUUGAAGGAUAAAAUUCCAGAGCACUAG